UCUCAUCAUAAGAUAAUAUGCCAAAAAUGGAAAUGCCAGAAGGAGCAAAAUAUCUUUGAUCCACACAGACCUCUUCCACUUAUGUGCUUUAGCAAUCUACUGCCAGUAAUUGAAGCUGUCUAACUUUUUUACUUUCUUUUACAAGUGAUGUUUUUUGUUUUUUAUCACUAUCAGUUAGUAGGCAGAUAGAAGGAUGAACCCACGUAGCCUUAAUCCUUCAACUCCUAGUUCUGUUUCAUCUCGGCUCUUGAGGCUUAGCAUCCUUCUGCUACUCAGCCUUCCUGACUCCAGAGGAAAAGCAAUAUGGACAGCUCAUCUGAACAUAACAUUCCAGGUGGGAAAUCGGAUCAUAUCAGAACUAGGAGAAAGUGGAGUAUUCGGGAACCAUUCUCCUCUGGAAAGAGUAUCGGGUGCCGUGGUACUUCCUGAAGGAUGGAAUCAGAAUGCUUGUAAUCCAUUCACCAAUUUCAGCAGACCUGAACAGGCAGACUCUUGGCUGGCCCUCAUUGAAAGAGGAGGCUGUACUUUCACACAUAAAAUCAAUGUGGCAGCAGAGAAGGGAGCAAAUGGGGUGAUCAUCUAUAACUAUCCAGGUACUGGCAACAAAGUAUUUCCUAUGUCUCACCAGGGAACAGAAAACAUAGUGGCCGUGAUGAUAGGCAACCUAAAAGGCAUGGAACUCUUGCACUUGAUUCAGAAAGGCGUCUAUGUGAACAUCAUCAUCGAAGUGGGGAGAGUGCACAUACCCUGGCUGAACCAGUGUGUCAUGUUUUUGUUUACCUUUCUGUCAGCCACCGUUGCUUACAUUUUCUUGUACUGUGCCUGGAGAUCUGGUGUGCCCAUUUACUCCGCCAGGAGGCGAAGACAAGUGAAGGCCAAAGUGAGGACAGCUGUUGGUCAGCUUCAGCUUCGAGUACUCAAAGAAGGGGAUAAAGAGGUAGAUCCACAUGAGGAUACUUGUGUUGUUUGUUUUGACAUAUACAAACCUCAAGAUGUAGUACGUAUUUUAACUUGCAAACAUUUUUUCCAUAAGACAUGCAUUGACCCCUGGCUUUUAGCCCAUAGGACAUGCCCCAUGUGCAAGUGUGACAUCCUGAAAACUUAAGCACAGAGAACCUUCUGAAGGUUGAGAUUAGAUGAAUUCUCUUACCUCAAUUUAUAUGGAGAGAAAGUGUCAAAUCAGCUUCUCUACCCAAGUACUAAAGAAGGUGAAUUUAUGUGUUAUAAAAAUAAAACUCCAUUUCAUUUCCA
Molecule: messenger RNA, 1251 nt
Organism: Chinchilla lanigera (long-tailed chinchilla)
Lineage: Eukaryota; Metazoa; Chordata; Mammalia; Rodentia; Chinchillidae
Gene: Rnf148
Product: ring finger protein 148
Exons: 1
Coding region: 194-1105 (303 amino acids)
Biological process (GO): ubiquitin-dependent protein catabolic process
Cellular component (GO): late endosome; cytoplasm; endoplasmic reticulum
Molecular function (GO): ubiquitin protein ligase activity
Source: RefSeq, a predicted model, not a curated record